Messenger RNA from Drosophila persimilis, 3200 nucleotides. It is a transcript of the gene dos, whose product is annotated as protein daughter of sevenless. The transcript is spliced from 7 exons. The coding region runs from base 43 to 2697 and encodes 884 amino acids. NCBI's taxonomy places the organism in Eukaryota, Metazoa, Arthropoda, Insecta, Diptera, Drosophilidae. The record is from RefSeq and is a predicted model, not a curated record.
AAUAUUAUUUCCAUUAUUUUUCCACUGCUGCACUGCUGAAAAAUGGAUCGCACUUUCUACGAAGGGUGGCUAAUUAAGUCGCCACCAACAAAACGAAUUUGGCGUGCACGCUGGCGGCGACGCUGGUUCACGCUGAAGCAGGGCGAGAUACCCGAACAGUUCUGCCUUGAAUACUACACCGAUCACAAUUGCCGCAAGCUGAAGGGCGUCAUCGAUUUGGAUCAAUGCGAGCAAGUGGACUGCGGCCUGCGGCUGGAGAAUCGCAAGCAGAAGUUUCAGUACAUGUUCGACAUCAAGACGCCGAAGCGCACGUACUACCUGGCUGCGGAGACAGAAUCGGACAUGCGGGAUUGGGUUAACUGCAUCUGCCAGGUGUGUCACCUGCAUGACACCAAGCAGUCGAAUGAGCUGCCACUGGGCUCUUUGGGGGCAGACGAGAAUCGCACGCAGAACACGAGCUCCAGCGGUGGCCUGAGCAACUCCACACAAAAUACAACCACCACUUCGUUGCACUCUUCGGCGGGAACUAUCGCCGCUCAGGCUACGGCAACGGGGGGAGCUGCCCAAAUGCGUCGUCCGGUGGUCAUUGAUCAGCAGCCACUGCCGCAGAAUCCCGGCAACAACAACUCGGACUCGGUCUACGUCAACACGGAGUACAGCAAUCGCGAGACAAUGCUGUGUGAUGGAAACUUCGAUCAGCAAGACUUACUCUCGGCAGCACAACAGCAGCCACCCCCCUCGCCGGCCACAGCCCUCUACUUGAACCAUAGUGCGCUGAUCCAGGCUCAGGCAGCGGCUGCAGCCGCCGAGCAGCAGCAGCAGCAACAACAGCAACAGCAGGCUGCCCGUCUUGCGGUCAAUGCGAACGGAGUGGUGCGGAAGCUGCCAGAGCAUCUGGUGCUCACCCAACAAACCCUGGCCGAGGCAGCAGCCGAGCAGCAGCAUAGCAGCGUGCAGGCAUCGCCAGCCCUGAGCACCGCCUCUGGACCGUAUAUACCCAUUAGCGAGUGCUUCUCGGGCAGCCCCAAGUUCCUGCUGGACAACCACCAGUCCGGUACAGGCGGUCCCGGCCCAGAUGGGGCCAUACCAAACAAUCCCACAACGCCGUUGAACAAUUUGGAUCCGAAGUUCUACGAUACACCGCGUAGUCAUAACAAUAUUGGCCUAAAUCUGACCAAUGACCAGUCCUACUCCCCCAAAAUUACCAACUUGAGUCUGCAACAGCUGGCGGCUAACUCUGCUAGCAAGCAGCGUUCCGACUCGGACUCGGAGAGCGUCUUCACCGAUGACGAUGAGUGGGCGCAUCCCCUGCCACUCCGCGAGAAUGUGGAUCGCAGCACCAGACCCUCGGAUAGUUCCAUUGAGAACGAAUCAUUCGUGCUGACUUACUCGCAGCGCUUCUCCAAAAUGCCCGAAGAUGGUGCAGCCGUAGCUCCGCCACCCGACAAGCAGUCAAAACUGACGGCCGCAUCAUCUCUGGCAGAUGCAGGCGACCAUCGCACAUUGGAGAAGCUGGCCAAGGUGUUGAAGAACAAGAAUAAUCUCAUACUAGACUUUAAGGAGAAUGAAAAAAUCACUCGGGAUCUGCCGCAGCUUUCGGACACGGAAAACACAUCGCCAGCUAUUGUGGCCCGUCGGAAUGCAAGCUCCGGGUUUAUUGAGGAGAGCUACGACAUUCCACGCUCCCAUCAGCUGCCCUACUACAAUGUCAGCCAGCUGCUGGGCGAGCGACCGGUUACCAGUCCGCACAACAGCAACCCCAUUGCUGCUUCCACGCCCAAUUUGAUGGCAGCAGCCGAUCUGGCUGCCGGUGCGGUGCCAGUGGCAGUGGCAGCCAAUCCCUGCCAGACUCCGGCUACCAUAGCAGCCACCUCACCCACAAGUGCGCGUACGCUGCCCCGCCCGCACUGCUACACCAAUGCAGCCCCCACCAAAAUGGAGGGAAAUGUGUUUCGAUACGAUUUCAUCGAGCAAAUGGAUUGUCCGCCAGUGAACCGCAAACUGAAACCAAAGGCGGCCGGCACUCCAGCCGUGGAGGAUAAGCCCCCGGAGGAGUUCCCAGCCAAGCCGCCGGUGGGCGUCGAGCAUUUGACCAGCAAAUUGGGCGCGGCCCAGCUGCAGCCGAUUGGGCCGCCCAGCGUGGAUCGCAAGUGUAAACCAAAUGCGUACAAGCUUGGCACUUCGGCCACCAUGUCGCCGUCGUCGCGUCGCUCUUCCGGAGCACCACUCUCCAUGGUGCUACCCCACGAGACCGAUGUUCACUCGUCGGCGUUGGUUGCCUACUUCCAUGAGACGCGCACUCUGCCACGCCAGCAACAUCGCCCGCAUCCCAACAGUCCUGGCAGCCUCUCAGUGCAGCAUCAGCGCACAUCGUCGGCAGCAGCUGCCAUGAUGACCUCCUCAGGCGCAGCGCCGAAACAACAGCCGCCAGCGCAGGCAAAGCACAAGCUGCAGUACUUUGAUCUGGAUGUAACCAACAAGCCGCCCCUGCUCAAUCGAUCGAGCAUGAGUGUGGGAAAUCUCUAUACCCAGGGCGGGAACGCAGGCGGUGGCAUACGUCUAGCAGCGGUAGAUGCGGCCUCCGCCCGGGCUCCUGUGCCCAGCAGCGUGGUCUACAAAUCCGUGGACUUUGUCAAGACGGAUGCAUUUAAGCGGAUACGCGAGGAGCGCAACAAGGACAGCAACGAGGGCAAAUGAUUGAGCUUGGUCUCCGUCUACGUCUACCCACAUGACAGCGUGCAAUAUCUAAGGACCAUGUUGCGGAUCCGAACUCCUGUAGUGCCUACACCAGCGGCCAGCCCCCAUUCAAAAUGCUGGCCCACAACAGUGCAAAUUCAAUGUGGCUUUUACAUUUGUUAUCAUUAUCAUCCAUCAUUAUCAUCUCGAAAUGUACACCCCACCCCCUUAAAAACUUGCGAAACGAUCAUGAGUAUCUCUUCUAUCUAGUGAUAAGCUGGCACAUUGUGCGUUUUAUCUCUUUUAGUGUGCUUCCUUGAAUCUGCAAUCCUUGUAAUCUGCUGUUCGUUUCGCAAUUCAAUCGUGCUUCCAACACUUCCACAAUAUAGAUACGAUAUAUAUAGUCGAUAAGCGUCUGAAUCAAAAUGCAAACAUGACAAGCGAUUUUAGUGCUAAUUUUACAAUGCAAACCUUUUAUAUACACCAGCAACAUAUUUAUAAAUACACGAUGCUAUAGCAACGCA